Nematostella vectensis (starlet sea anemone) is the source of this 727-nucleotide messenger RNA. RefSeq lists its product as uncharacterized. The record is from RefSeq and is a predicted model, not a curated record. The coding region runs from base 103 to 480 and encodes 125 amino acids. The transcript has 4 exons. NCBI's taxonomy places the organism in Eukaryota, Metazoa, Cnidaria, Anthozoa, Actiniaria, Edwardsiidae.
UAAAUUUACUUUGCUGAUUCGAAGGAAGUGACGCUUUGUCACAUAAUAUCCACGUUUUGUUCACACCUUCGGCUGGGCACAUGCGACACGAUCGGCUUCAGCAUGGCGGCUGAGAAUUUGCAACUCGAAGCAGCUUUCUUGGCAUUCAACGCCGAGUUUGCAAGGAAUGGAUUUGGACAGGCGCCCGCAGGACUUUUAAGUAUUCUGAGGCAUUUUCGCCUCCGAGAAGGGGAGAAAGUUAGCGAAGGCCGCGCCAGGCUUUACAAGCGCCUCUGGUGCUUACUGUGGUUUGGAAGUAAGAAGACAUUGGGGGCCGGCCUUCCGCGAUGGCCGACGUACGUUUACCCGGAGAGCCUGAAAGCGAUCGUCAGGCUCAUUGUUCCGGGUAGCGUACAAGAUUUUGAGGACCCGGACCACGAUUCGGUAUACAAGAUCAACAUUGCAAUUUUGGCCGAGGCAAAGUGGCCAAAGACGAAGUAGAAACGAGAUGAUUCGAAUCUAUUUUUAUUGAUUUUAUUGAUUUAUCUACAUUGUAUUAGUUACUUUUCUAUAAAAAGUGUUUUCAAUAAACCCAUAAAAUACACUUUAGCGUAUAACACUUUAUUACGCUCUAUUUCCUUUGUUUGCUUUUGUCUUCCCUUGACUGUCAUGUAUAAACUUGACUAGAACAUCUAUCAUAUUUUGUAUGCUGUAUAAAAUGCAUAAUAAACUUGAACAUGUUGUGCAA